Messenger RNA from Gadus chalcogrammus (walleye pollock), 722 nucleotides. It is a transcript of the gene rgcc, whose product is annotated as regulator of cell cycle. The record is from RefSeq and is a predicted model, not a curated record. The transcript is spliced from 5 exons. Lineage: Eukaryota; Metazoa; Chordata; Actinopteri; Gadiformes; Gadidae. Gene Ontology annotation, biological process: regulation of cell cycle. Bases 129 to 515 code for a protein of 128 amino acids.
GGACACUUCAGAUCAGGACAGGAGUAGCGACACUAACCAGGUAGCGCAAGAAAGACCAAGUGGAUCCUAUAAAACCUUCUUCCUUUGGACCGGAUAAUCCAGCAUCCUUAUCCCAUCAACGAGGAACCAUGAAGUCUCCAAAAUUGAAUUCUCAGGUCAAAUCGACUUUUGUGGACGAGGAAGACCUUAAUGACGUGCUCUGUGAAUUCGACGCGGUGAUGGAGGACUUCUCGUCGCCGCUGGAGAAGCGUCACUUCAGAUACGACGAGCACCUGAAGACCAUGAAGAGACGCAGCAGCGCCAGCGUCAGUGACAGCGGCUUCAGCGACUCAGAAAGUGCAGAGUCACUGAACAGAAACAGCCUCAGCUUCAGCGAUGAGAGACUUAAUUCCCCCACUGUGAUGUCACCUGCCACGAGCUCACCUCCCCUCCUGUCACCCAAAGCCAAACUGGGCGACACCAAAGAACUGGAGGAUUUCAUCGCCGACCUCGACAAGACAUUAGCGAGCAUGUGAUGAGGGGACACCGUGGACACCCCUCCUGGAGUGUAGCCAUGGAGAGGCGAUGGAGGAAGUCAGAAGACACCACCCAGCGGCCCUACCUCCCCCUCCACACUCUCUCUCUCUUCCCCGCUCUAUGAUCCUCAACCACGGCCGAAUACAGCCGGGCGCGCCAGGCGAUUCAACAUCAGGACCCUAUUCUCUCCAACCCCCCCCCCCCCC